Messenger RNA from Haemonchus placei, 2004 nucleotides. The record is from the annotation of a GenBank genome assembly. NCBI's taxonomy places the organism in Eukaryota, Metazoa, Nematoda, Chromadorea, Rhabditida, Trichostrongylidae.
AUGACUGAGUUUUCGACAACUGAUCAGCGUGCAGAUUUUUGGAAAGUGAGACUGGUGCCCCAGAACACCGGUCAGGAAAAAGUGUACUUCUUUCCGUCUCUAUUGGAAAGGUUGAAGGAGAGGCCGCAGUUCAUACUCAACUCUGCACUCGCAGCGAGGGAAGCCGAGCUGUCUAUAUUGCUACCAGAUAAACUGACUGAAGCCGCUCAGAAAGAAUGCGCAAAUCAAAAUGUCAAGGGAGAUCCACUAAUUGCUUAUAUUGGUGGAUAUGUAGAUAGCAGGCCUUCAGCACAAGACAUAGUUAAACAUUUGCAACGAAGCUAUUUGGAAAUCUAUGAACGUAAUGAGCAUUGUCGUUCUCGAGAAUUAGUAUCUCUCAUUGACACCUGUCUUAUGCUGAACGUUACCACAUUCGCUCAAAAGUUGUGUGAAGAUAACAAUUAUGAGCAUGAUCUGCUCCAGCUACGUUGUUCCAAAGGCGGUCCAGAAGUAUGGGAUGACUACAAAAUGGGUGUAAUGCUGCGAUUGUCGCGUGGUGGCUCUCCAACUCCAGAGAUGUUGGAAGCGGCUACUAUUACCGUACUUAUAUGUGAUUUUAUGGCUGGUCCAACGGCGCGUCGCAAAUCAGCAAUAGCUGAAAUGGCUGCUCAUGGAUUUAAAUUGGAUGCAAUGGUUUUGGCAAAACUAUAUUUUCCUAAUAGCGAGCUCUUGGAGCAACUCUCCAACCAAUGCUCCAAUUUCUUUGAGGAAUCUGUGAAUUCCGAGGCAAGAGAAAUUUCAGAAAUAAUUUCUUCAACAUCUGAACCAUUCUUCCAACGGCACCUGCUUCAUAUUUUGGACCAGUUGAGCUGUUAUCGAAUUCUGAGGAUUGAUUUUGCUCUCAAUGAGAAGGCUCCUCUACAGAAAAAGCUGGUUGGUCGCUUGGAAAUCGCGAAAAGUGUUCGUUACUUAAUUGCGUACGCCCUUGCUGAUCGUAACUACGAAGCUGUUACUCUGAUUGUCGAAGAUGCCGUUGAUCACUUGGAUAAGUAUUCGUACUUCUCUGAGUUGGAGCAAAUUGUCUAUCCGAUGGCAAUUGGCAUGCUUUCGGAAGCUGUUCGUAUGAUCUUCCAUGCUAAGCCAGCAACUGUCGGUUGGAAAAAGCAGAAGGAUGAAGGGGACAAGUUGGGGUGGUAUAUCGGAGGGUUGGUUGAAAUGUGGAUAAAGCGUGAUCCACUACUCGAAAUUUCACGAACUAGCGAUAUAUAUCGUCAACACAGCCUACACACUACUGUUGAGGGCAUCGCUUCAGUACUUCGCGACGAUGAACUGCUCAAUCCUAUUUGCAGAGGAAUGUUACUGUUUGCCUGUGACCUUGUUUGUACCCUUUUGGAUGCUAUCUUCGGUGGCAGCUGUCUACAGAUUUCUGAACUUAUGAAAGCAAACUCUUGUCUGGAACAUCACACAGGAGUCAUGCUCGUACGUAGACUCACAAAAGCUGCUCUUGAUACUCGAACGGACCUUGUCGGUACAAGCUUGGGAAAUAAAAAAGCUACCUACUCAUCCGGUGUUCCUGAUAGUAUCGAAAAACAUCAGAAAACCGACGAGAAUUCGUUGCUGGUUGAUCGUUGCGGAGGUGCCAAAUCGGUCAAACGCAAGGCUGAAGAAGCGUUCGAUGACAGCUGCCGCCAGGUUCUGAGGAGCCCCUUCACUCAAGAAGAAAUCGUCUCCUCAGCACCGGUUCCUGAAGAAGCGGCCGCUACUGCAGCCAGCGAGCAAAACUCGGACAUGAACGAAAAUCCUAAUCACUCGCAUACAAUGGCUGUGAAAGCGAAAUCGGAGACUGAUAGGCCAGUGAAGGUGGAACGCAUCUCACCUCGGUCUGGUGCGCAGAGCUCGGUAGCUAGAAGUAGUCCAGGUGAUUUUCAUGACGAAGGCAUAGCACGAAAGAAAAUUGAUGAUGUCGGUCAUGUCGGGAGUGCUUGUCAGGAGGAUUCACUAGAAGUCAAAGGUCCGUCUUUAUAG